AUGCAUUUCUUAUUCUUGCCAAUCUUCCUAGCGAUUCUUCAAGUUGAUGCCUCUGAAUUCGCCUAUGCAUCAACACUCUCAUCGAACGAUUUCUUAUUAGCUGCUAGAGUAUUAGCUUAUCGUCUAAAUUCUUUCAACGAUUAUCCAUAUAUAAUUGUGGCAACCGAGGAAAUCACAAAUCGAUCUUUGGAAUAUUUAAAGAAGAUGAAUGUGACAAUUGUGGUGAUGCCAAAGAUUGAAACACCAUAUAAAUCAACACAUAUUGCUGCAAAAUAUCAAUAUAGCAAGAUCAACCUCUGGUCGUUAACCCAAUACAAACGAAUUUUGCAUCUCGAUUUGGACACUCUUCCGAUGAGACCAAUGGGCGAAAUUUUUAAAUGUGGCUCUUUUUGUGUCACUAAUCGUCAUUCGGAUCGCUUCAACACUGGUGUUUUUGUGAUGGAACCGAAUUUGACUAUUUAUGAAGACAUGCUCAACAAGGUUAACAAAUUGGACCAUUCAAAAAUCCCUGAUCUCCUCGAUCAAUAUGAUGGAGGAGAUCAAGGAUUUUUGAACUCCUAUUUCGAUCAGUUAAAGUAUGCUCCAAUGUUUGACGGUACGAUGAACUCGUUUCGAUUUGAGCGACCCGACGGUCUCCGCUCACUUUCUUGGACUUACAAUUAUGAUGUCGGAAUGUACUAUUUAAAUGGUGGAAAGAUGUUACUUCAACCAAAGAUUAUGCACUUCACAUUAGGCCCAACGAAGCCAUGGCUUUGGUGGACCUAUCCUGCAUUUGAUCUUAAUUGGGAAUGGCUGGCUGUCAGAAUCUCAAUGGAAACCGACUUUGGCGCGACAAGAAAAGAUCUACAACUUUUUCUCCAAACUUGCAUCCUUCUCAUACUCCUCAAUGUAGCUUUUCAGCUCUUUCAAUGGAAUUUCAAGGGUUAUUUUGCUGACAAAGCGUUUACUCGAGGUGAAGCUUAUGUGAUGCCAUCGUUGACAAUUCUAUUCUCGAUCAUCGCCUCAUUUGAGUUGAUUCCCUCUCAAACGCAUCCACCAAACGCGUGGCUUUUCUUUUUCACCUAUUUGAUAAUCUGGAUGGUGUUUAUUUCGACUAGCUAUCGUCGUGUGCGAACCGGUCAAGUCGUUCUAACAUGUGAAUCAACGAGAUUUGCUUGCAUCACUUUGUGCCUUGCUUGUGCCUUUUGGCGUUCCGCUAUUUGCUUUCACAACCGGUGUUCAUUUGAAGAAAUUGAUGGGCAUUGGGAAAGUUUG
Messenger RNA from Mesorhabditis belari, 1254 nucleotides. The record is from the annotation of a GenBank genome assembly. NCBI's taxonomy places the organism in Eukaryota, Metazoa, Nematoda, Chromadorea, Rhabditida, Rhabditidae.